AUGACGGCUGAGCGUGACGAGCUGACGGAGAAGCUGCAGAGCACCGAGGACGCCAAGGAAGAGGUGGAGAGGAACCUCGAGGCGAUGACGGCUGAGCGUGACGAUCUGACGGAGAAGCUGCAGAGCACCGAGGACGCCAAGGAAGGCGUAUGUAAACGUCAUUUGAGGUUGAAGGAGCGUUAUGGGGAUCUUUUGCGGAAGUCUUCUGAAAAUGAGGUUCGUCUGCGUGCGUUACAUGAUCGUCUUUCUUUUUCUUCUGGAGUUGGUGUGGCGGAUGAGAAGCGUUUUUCUGUUACGAAGAGGUUAUUGGCUUCUCGUGACAGGCAUGGGAAGGAGAAUCGUGGCAAGUGA
Messenger RNA from Trypanosoma rangeli, 351 nucleotides. RefSeq names its product myosin heavy chain. The coding region runs from base 1 to 351 and encodes 116 amino acids. Lineage: Eukaryota; Euglenozoa; Kinetoplastea; Trypanosomatida; Trypanosomatidae. The record is from RefSeq and is a predicted model, not a curated record. The transcript has a single exon.